AUGAUCAAUGUACCUUCACACACAGAGCUCACACUACCCAUGAUCAAUGUACCUUCACACACAGAGCUCACACUACCCAUGAUCAAUGUACCUUCACACACAGACCUCACACUACCCAUGAUCAAUGUACCUUCACACACAGAGCUCACACUACCCAUGAUCAAUGUACCUUCACACACAGAGCUCACACUACCCAUGAUCAAUGUACCUUCACACACAGAGCUCACACUAUGCAUGAUCAAUGUACCUUCACACACAGAGCUCACACUACGCAUGAUCAAUGUACCUUCACACACAGAGCUCACACUACCCAUGAUCAAUGUACCUUCACACACAGAGCUCACACUACCCAUGAUCAAUGUACCUUCACACACAGAGCUCACACUAUGCAUGAUCAAUGUACCUUCACACACAGAGCUCACACUACCCAUGAUCAAUGUACCUUCACACACAGAGCUCACACUACCCAUGAUCAAUGUACCUUCACACACAGAGCUCACACUACCCAUGAUCAAUGUACCUUCACACACAGAGCUCACACUACCCAUGAUCAAUGUACCUUCACACACAGAGCUCACACUACCCAUGAUCAAUGUACCUUCACACACAGAGCUCACACUACCCAUGAUCAAUGUACCUUCACACACAGAGCUCACACUACCCAUGAUCAAUGUACCUUCACACACAGAGCUCACACUAUGCAUGAUUUGGCACUUGAGCGCUAACUUAAUGCCCUCCUUCAAAAAUUAUUCUGACCACGGAAAAUCUAUCACAAAGGGUUCACCAAUUACGAGAGAUCAGCAAGACAUGUGA
Molecule: messenger RNA, 813 nt
Organism: Homarus americanus (American lobster)
Lineage: Eukaryota; Metazoa; Arthropoda; Malacostraca; Decapoda; Nephropidae
Exons: 1
Coding region: 1-813 (270 amino acids)
Source: RefSeq, a predicted model, not a curated record